This is a messenger RNA of Drosophila ananassae, 4740 nucleotides long. RefSeq names its product ras-like protein family member 10B. Gene Ontology annotation, molecular function: GTP binding; GTPase activity. NCBI's taxonomy places the organism in Eukaryota, Metazoa, Arthropoda, Insecta, Diptera, Drosophilidae. The transcript is spliced from 8 exons. The record is from RefSeq and is a predicted model, not a curated record.
AGAGCAGAGAACAGUCGUAGACCGUUGUAGGAUCUCGGCUCUUGGACAGCAAAACGAAAGGCUGCUGCUGGCAUAGCUGGCAGACUGGCAGACUGGCAGGCAAGCAGGCUGGCAGCCACUUCGAUUUGAAGCCAGUCAAAAAUGGUCCAUCGACGUGAGAUGAACAGCAACGAAGGCAGCAGCACCCGAGAGCACCGCCAGCAAAAUCGCAACCGCUGCCCAAAGCCAAAGCCAAAAGCAACGCCAACCGAACCGGGCCAAAUCUAAGAGAACGUGUCCGUGUGUGAAGUGAAAUAGAAGUGCUUGUGUAAGUUUAAUUACGAAAAUUUUGCUGCAGCCGAGCGAGAGCGGGAUUAAAAACAAUAGCAAUGCCAUGACUGUAAAUGCCUUUUCAAAAGUGCCACAUACACAUGUAAAAAACUAAACACCAACAACGUGUAGAACGAAAUUAAAAGAUAUUAUGUUGCUGCCAACAUGAGCAGAAAGUCAGCAGCAACACCCUGGAAAUAAGCCAACACCAACACGCAGAAGAAACUGAAUAAAACAACACAAAAAUUCUUCAUCUACUAAAAGUUAAGAGAAGGAAAACAAAAUAAGAAAAUUAUAAUGAUGAUGGAUUAACUGAUCCAAGUUGUUGUGGUGCGGUGUGCGAGAAGGCAAGAGUGCGGAAAAGAGACAGAGCCAAAAACGGAAACGGAACUCAGUAGCAGCUACUGGCAGGAGCAGCAGCAACAUCGGCACUUCGGCAACAUUGCAACUGGCAGGAGCAGCAGAAACAGAAACAAAAUCAGAUAGUAGUCUGCAAUAUCCUUAUUAAUAUCAUCUGCUGCUGCACUUUGUUUUGCUGAGACAAACACAUCCUUUUUUUCUAAUCCUGUUUUGCUAAAUCAGUCAAGCUGGCGUCGUUAAAGCAAAGAAAUAACAACAAUCCUAUAAGCAAUUACAAUAACAAUAUAAUGUGGAGUAGUACAAUAUCACCAACAAACUCUAAGAAACUAUUAAUCGGAAGCACACGAAGCGUUGAUUAUGUCGGUGAUAGUGCAAGGACAACAGCAGCCAAUAUCAAAACAGGAGCAGCAGCAGCAGGAGCCAAAGGAUCAAAAGCGAAAGCCACCGCACUUGCCACCACAGCCGCCACGAAUACAACAACCAAAAUCUCAAUUGAAAUGGAGCUUCAUAUACAGAAUAAGUGCAUUUCGGCAUAGCGCAUCACUCUGGAGGGUGGUGCGGAGCCGCCAUGGCUGCAGGGCCCCCUUAAAGCCGCAUUUUUGGGGGCUACUGGCGUCGGCAAAACAAGCAUAUUACAGCAAUUUUUCUACCAUGACUUUCCCAAGACUCAUCAGACGACAACACGUCGGAAGAUUUAUAAAAACUGUCUGGUCUGCGACACCUGCAUACGUGAGCUGAUGGUACUGGACGUUCCACCCCAGAAGCGUUUUCCGGCUGACAACUUCGCAGAAUGGAACAACGGGCAUCCGCUGGGGCUGCGAACGGUGCACGCCUACGUCCUGGUCUAUGACAUGGGCAAUUUGGAAACAUUUCAGUACUGCCGCUCGAUGAGAGAUCAAAUCUUGGAUAGUUUCAGUCAUCGUGAUUUUAGCAUAAUUGUGGUUGGCAAUAAAUUUGACAAUGUGACUGAGGCGCAGGCCAACUCGCAGGAGCUCAAGGAUAUUUCCACGCUGGUGCGCAAACAUUGGCGCUGUGGCUACGUCGAGUGCUCGGCGCAAUAUAACUACAAAAUCGGCGAUGUAUUCCGUGAGCUAAUGGGCUGCACCAGUUCGGGAGGCGGCGCCGCCGGAGGAGGUGUCGCCGGAGGCGGUGGCCUGGUUGGCACUGAGUACUCACAAUCAACUAGGAAUAAAGGACGCUGUACAAUACUUUAGCAAAUGUUGCAUAAGUUUUUUAAGCAAACAUUUUGAUCUGGCGCAUUAUACCCGAGCGAAUUCCCCCGUGCAGCAGCUGCUGGUGGCAAGGUGGCGUAUACGAAAUCUGGUAGUGCCAACGUGGCGUAUACGCAAUCUUGAAGAAGGAGACACAACAGCAACAAUGCUUCCACUCGCCAACGACGCCAGCAGAUGCAUAUUUUAGCAUAAAUUUUUAGUGGCCAAACUCCCAGGACAUCCGCACUCCAACCCCACCCAUUCCCAGCUUCUUUUGUUUGCCAUUAUUACAACAUUUUGCUGGCUGCUUUUAUGGGUGCUUUUUGUCGGGCAGCAGGGCGCUCAUUUAAAUGGCAGCGGGACUGCCAAAUGGGAGAUGCAUUUAACCAACAGCCACUGCAUUCCUGUGCAGUCCGAGAUCCCGACCAUCCUCGCUGACAACUUUUGUGCAUCCGCAUUUGCAAUUCAAUGCCCGUAAGAUGGCAGGAAGUGCAGCUGCCAUGAAUAUGCAACGAUAUCCCCAAAGUGCAGCAACAAUUGCCGAUGCAAAAGUUUGAUUUCUUUAUUAUUAUUGUAUAUUUGUGGCUAUUAUUUCUGUCGUGAAAAGUAAAUAGGCAAUUAAUCCCACCAUAAUUUACAAUACAUUUUAUGUACGAUCGAAUAACCUUGUUAUUAUUAAGUAAUUAAGUAGUAAACCUAAGCUAUACACAAAUAUGUAAACAUACUUUAACGUUGUGAUCAUUUCAAGAAUUAGUUGUUAAGCCAAGGCAAACAAAAUGUCAGUUAAUGUCAAGUAAAGUCAAGUCUCCGAAACUGAAUUAAGAAAGUACGUAAAUUUAGGACAACAUAUGACUAAGAGCAAAUUUAUAAAUACCCAUAAGUAUUUUAGAAGAGGGUCGAACGAGUUACAAUCACGCCAUCAAGAAGCUCAUACCAAGAUGUCUGCCGAAAAAUAUUUGUGCUAAUGAUUACUUAAGGUCUUAGUAUAGAGUAGCAUUUCAAAAACAUUCCAUACACACGAUAUGAAAUUCAAAAAUGUUUAAAUUGUUCAUGGCAUUAAUGAAGCCUUCACAAAGAAGCCUUAGGACCGAGAAGCAUAUUAAUAUUUCAAAUUACUCUUAUAAAGACAUAAACUUGAUUAAGACGCACAAAAAUCGAGGAUUGUGUUAUUGUUUUUAGUGAUAACGACUUAAGCCACGACAUACUCGAAAUUGAUAGACCCUAGGCUAGAUUCGGAGAUAAAAACGUAAGCUAAUGUUUCGAAAGCAAAUGUUUGUGUAGCGUAGUGUAGUGUUAACAAACUGAUCUAGCCGGCGUAUUAGUUAGAUAAUGUGGCCUCUAAUGCUCUAAUCUGUUGGACACUGAAGAACGGAAUACUUUCACUGCGAAACACCUACGUAACACAUACAUACCACACCGAUCUCUUUCUUUACCUCGACAAAACAACUCAAAAGAAAAGCAAUCAAGGCUGACUUUGUACAUAGAGAUUUCAAAAGAUGAUCUUUGAGAAUAUGCUAUGGAAACCGACUUUUACAGCAAUAUAAGUAAGCUCUAACUGAUAUUCAAAUUAGAUAACUGGGCGCACUGCCAAUAAUUGGUUCCACUCCCACACGGGGUGCACGGCUAAGAAUACAUAAAAGGUAGACAUAGACAUACAAAGUAAUGGCAAAAUUCGAAAUCAAUUUUUUUGAAAAUUAUUUCAAGGGUAAACAAAUGAAAAAUCGAUAAUAAUAAAAUAAAUAAACAUGGUAACAUUUUAAAACGGAUAUUAACCAAAUAUAUACAUAAUUGUGGCUUUGAUAAGGAAUAUAUACUUUUAAAUACAAACGAUAAUAGGCAGCUUAAAUUGCUUACUUGUUGAAUUAUUUGAAAAUAAUGCCCGAUUCUAAAGGAUAUUCCCAUACCAUACCAGUAACCAAAUAACUUAAAUUGUCAGUAGAAUAUUUAUGAAGUGUUAAAAACUAUUCUUUUUCAAAUUUAUUAAAUUUUUAAAUAUUUCCAUAUUGAAUCCAAUAUUAUUCUAUUUAAAAAAUGUUAGCCACAAUCUCUUCGGCAAGUAAGCAACUGGAAAGCGUUAACAUCAACAUAUUUAUACGGAAUAUACCUAUAUAUACAUACAUACUUAAAUUAAUCUAAUGGUAAUCGUACGUGUUUGGUUCAAGUUUUUGUCCUUGAUUUUCAAAGUUUAUGGAUUCGUCAAAAUGGCUGUUAAUUUUUGGGAAGUAAUUAAAUUGCUAAAAUGCAAAACAGUUAAAUGGAAACUAAGCAAAAAUUAAAUUAAAGCAACAUGAACAAUUGUUGGAUUACGUAUAUAUUUAAGCAACACGUUGCCUGCGACAGUUUGAAGCAAAAGGAAAAAAUAAAUGUAGCAAUAUAAAAAUUAAAGCCUAAACAUUAAAGUAUUUAUCAAACCAAAUCAAAUGCUUCAGCCGCUUGUUGUUUGUUCAGAGCAUUCAAAAGUAAUUAAUUUUAGGUAAAAGCUGCAAUGUUUAGAUAAGUAUUACAAAAGUGCAUACCGCACCCACGAUCUCUGUUAUUUUUUGUAAUAAAGGGCCAAGACGCCAGCUAAUGCAGUGUAGGAAACAAAAAAUAUUGUUAAUCGGACAAAGAGCUAACCACAGAAUAACAAGUGAAACGCACCGAAACUAAAUAUUAAGCAAUUGAUACGGUUUGCAAACAAAUUGUACUUAGAAAUGCACAGCUGGCAUGACCGAUGCGCAUAUAUGGUACAUAUAUAAGUCGGCAAACCGAUAGAAAAGUAGAGAACGUUUUUGGAAAAUGCGCAACUGGCGUAAAUAAAAACAAAAUAAAGUGAUAUAAAAAGUAAACUCUUUUUCUUUCAAUAUUAUUAUACCAGGUA